This is a messenger RNA of Ziziphus jujuba (common jujube), 3318 nucleotides long. RefSeq names its product probable disease resistance protein At4g27220. The transcript is spliced from 2 exons. Gene Ontology annotation, molecular function: protein binding; ADP binding. The coding region runs from base 165 to 3098 and encodes 977 amino acids. Lineage: Eukaryota; Viridiplantae; Streptophyta; Magnoliopsida; Rosales; Rhamnaceae. The record is from RefSeq and is a predicted model, not a curated record.
GGCUUCUAAGAACUUUACCUUUGUCCUUCACGUUGACAUUGACUUUUUAUUCCGAAGGCUAGCUAAAACUUACUUUCCAAUUUCUACCUCCUCCAUCUAUCAGAUCUGGAAAUUGGAAUUCCUCUUUGCGUUUGCCAUUCAUUAAGAUAAAUCAUCCAUUUAGCAUGGAGAUUGUGACGAAGGUUGCAGAAGGACUAAUAAAUUAUGAGGGCAUUCAUGAAAAGAUGAAGAACCUAAAAAGGAAAUGCGACCAUUUAAAGGAUAGAGAAGAAGACGUCAAGGCAGAGCUCGAAUAUGCAGAAGGCUUAUCGUUGAAAAAACGAAGGAAAGUAGUUGAAAAUUGGUUGACAAAUGUUGCAAGCAUAAAGAAUGAAGUGGAGAUGAUGGAGCAACAAGUUCGUGAAAGCAGCAGACGUUCUUCAUAUUGGCAACUUCAUCCGAAGAUAGCAAGAUUGACAGAACAAGUGACAGAACUCAAUCAGCAAGGUCAAUUUCCUGGUGGGCUUACACUUGAGGUACAUGGCAACCAACAGAAUGAGUUAAUUACAGCAAGAUUGAUUGGUCAAAAAUUCCAGCAACAUAAGGAUGAGAUAUGGGAAGGAUUGAGGAGGAAUGACAUGUCAAAAAUUGGUGUAUGGGGAAUGGGGGGAGUUGGAAAAACAACCUUGCUUACCCAUAUUCACAAUGAACUAUGUGCUCAUCAAGACUUCUUUGUUGCUUGGGUGACUGUGUCACAGAAUUUUAGUAUUCAGAAACUGCAGAGUGACAUUGCAAAAGAAAUGGGGUUCACACUAGAAAAUGAUAAUGAUGAGAGGAAAAGGGCUGCGGAGCUAGUAAGGCGCUUGAGAAAUAUGAAGAACUUUGUGCUCAUCUUAGAUGAUGUGUGGCAACAUUUUCCACUAGAUAGGGUGGGAAUUCCUGCUGCUGAAAAUGGAUGUAAGUUGAUUUUAACAAGUCGGUCCUUGGAGGUUUGUCGAAGAAUGGAUUGCGAAAAGAAUGUCCUAGUGACGCCACUUUCUGAGAAUGAAGAUUGGGAGUUAUUUACUGAGAAACUUGGGCAUGGCAGAGCACUUUCUCCUGAAAUCGAACCCAUUGCAAAGUCACUCACAAAAAAAUGUUGUGGUUUACCUCUUGCCAUUAUUACCAUGGCACGAUCCAUGAAAGGGGUGGGAGACAUAGCUGAGUGGAGAGAUGCACUGGAAAAAUUGAAAGAACCAGUGGCAGAGCGUAAUGAUGAUAUGGGAACUGAGGUAUUUCAAGUAUUGAAGCACAGCUACGAUCAGUUGAAAGAUCCGAAAGUGGAACAGUGUCUUUUAUAUUGCUCAUUGUUUCCUGAAGACUAUAUAAUUGACAGAGAAAAAUUGAUUGAGCAUUUUAUUGAUGAGGGAUUCGUUGAUGGAUUGAGGAAUAGGCGGGCAGGAUUGGAUAGGGGCCACACCGUGUUGAACAAACUUGAAAAUGUUUGCUUAUUGGAAGCCGUUAUAAAAAAAUACGAUGGAAAAAGGUAUGUGAAGAUGCAUGAUUUGGUAAGAAGCAUGGCCAUCCAAACUGGAAGAGCUUUUCAAUUUUUAGUAGAAGCUGGAGAACAAUUGAGAGAGAUACCAGGAGAAGAAAAGUGGGCAGAGGAUCUUAAAAAAGUUUCUUUAAUGAAGAAUCUCUUAUCACAUAUUCCUUCUAGUAUGUCGCCAAAGUGUUCGAGACUUACAACACUGAUGCUAAAUCAUAAUUUCAGCCUAAAAGCCAUUCCAGAUUGUUUUUUCAGUCGUAUGCCUCAGCUCAGAGUUCUUGAUUUGUCUCGUACGGGGAUUAUAAAUCUGCCCACAUCAAUUUCUGAGUUGGUGAAUCUAAUUGCGUUAUGGCUUGAAGACUGUGGGAAAUUGACGUAUGUACCAUCUUUAGAAAAUCUCAAGGCAUUAAGGAGGCUGAACCUUAGAGAGACAGCUAUAACAGAAGUACCCCAUGGUUUGGAUAUGCUGUUGAAUCUGAGAUAUCUCAAUCUUGAUACAAAAAUAGAAGAGAUACCAGAUGGCAUUUUAUCCAAACUGUCUUGUCUUCAAUAUCUUGCAAUUGACGCUGAACUUCGUCUGGAGGAGAUAAUGGAGUUGAGUAAGCUUGAAACAUUUAUAGGGGCCUUUUAUGAUAUGAACAACUUUAACACGUAUGUAAGAUGGAGAGAAGAAAAUGGGGGCCCCAGUAAUUAUGUACUUCGGUUGGAAAAGACGGAGCUGACAGUGGGAUAUGAUUAUUUAUUAGCAUCCGGGAUAUGUAAAAGCAAUGGUAGAGAUGAGAGACAUGUAUUUUUAUCAGGAUGCGAGAUAAGUAAAAGCAAAGGUAGAGAAGACUCAUUUGUGCUCCCUGAAGAUGUUCAAAUUCUGGUAAUGCGAAACUGCAACGAUACUGCCAGUUUAUGUGAUAUUCCGUCAUUGCACAAUGCUACCAAGUUGAGUACGUGUAAGAUUCGUGGAUGUCAAGGGAUGGAACAUGUUGUUUGUUCAUGCUGUAGCGUUCCUCUCAUUCAAUAUCUUGACUCAUUAUUCCUUUUUGAGGUGAAGGAGUUGAGGGCUUUGAUUGGGGCAGACAGAUGUUGUGCAUCUGCAUCUGCAUCGUCAAAUCUACUCCAAUCUGACAUGUUUUCCUCUCUUCAACUGCUUUUUAUAAGGAAAUGUCCAAAAAUAAAGAGGUUGUUCAUGCGUGAUCUGCUACCUAAUCUUAAGAACCUAGUCGAAUUGGAUGUUAGAAAUUGUGAGAAUAUGGUGGAAAUAAUAGGAGAAGCAUCAGAUGAAGAUGACGAUGAUGAGAACCAGGAAGCAGUAAGUACAACUUGUAGUAGUGUUACAUACUCUCUCCCCAAAUUAACUGUGCUCUGUUUGGAUCGGCUUCCAAAAUUGAAGAGAUUUUGUACUAGUAAAAUAGUUUUUGACUCUCUCAAAAAGGUUGAAAUAUGUCGAUGUCCGAAGCUGUCCUUCAAUGGAGAUAGAAUACAUGUUGAAAUAUCCAACUGGCGGACACAUAUAUAUAGUGUGGUCAAUUCUCGCAUAGGUGAGAAAAUAGGAGAGGAAUCUCGCAUGCUGGGGACAUUUUUUAAAAAUAAUUUGUAAUUUUAGAUUUUGAAAUUCUAGCUUUCUUCAUACGCUUUUAUUUAUUUUGGUCUUUUAGAAAUGAGUAUGCAGUUUCUUACCAAUCAUUUUGAAGCAAUUAAUGUUUGAAUUUUUUGUACUCUUUCUUUUUUGUUCGCAAUUUUUUUUUUUUUUAUUUUGGGUAAAUGUCAAUGACAUUGAGAAGAAAGGGUCAAUACAUCGGCAAUAAUUAAUAUUUUAA